Messenger RNA from Ceratitis capitata (Mediterranean fruit fly), 3288 nucleotides. It is a transcript of the gene Nhe3, whose product is annotated as sodium/hydrogen exchanger 6. Gene Ontology annotation, cellular component: membrane; recycling endosome. Gene Ontology annotation, biological process: sodium ion transport; proton transmembrane transport; regulation of pH. NCBI's taxonomy places the organism in Eukaryota, Metazoa, Arthropoda, Insecta, Diptera, Tephritidae. The record is from RefSeq and is a predicted model, not a curated record. Bases 335 to 2701 code for a protein of 788 amino acids. Gene Ontology annotation, molecular function: sodium:proton antiporter activity. The transcript has 15 exons.
AUUCUAAUGGUGUGUUUGUGAUUGUCAAAGCUCAAAUUAUUGUCAAAGGGGAAGAAGAAUAGUCGUAAAAUGAAUAACCAGAAAGGAUUUCAUUUCUGAAUUGCAUUUGCGUAGAACAUUCGACUGAUUAAAUGCGUAAAAGCAAAAAUUUAAUUGUGAUAUUUGUUGUGAAAUAUUGGAAAUUUGCUUAAAAUUGUAUAGAAAAGAAAUUAUUGUGAAAUAUAAUUACAUAAAAUCUUGCAAUAGAGGCUAGGUGUGGGAGGCGAAAUCAAGAAAUUCGUCAACUCAUAGCCAAAACCUCUAGUAGUUGAAAAUAAAAAAUCGAUUAUUGCCCAUGGCGUAUAACAGUCAGUGUGAGCAUAAUCCUGGGAUAGGAAGAAAAAUGAAAAGUGUGUGCAACCAUAAGUGGUAUGAAGGUGCAACAGCACCGCUUCAAUUGAAAAAAUAUACACAACGAAAUAAUUGUAUAGAAAAGACCUACACAUUAGGCAAUAAUAGCAGCAGAAGUAACUGUGCGGGUGACGGUAUCAAUUUAUUUGGUAUUGGCCGCAUCUCACAAACAACAUGUACAACGUUUCUAAUACUAGCAGCACUAAUACAUACCGCCAAUGCGACGGCAACGGAUAUAGCGCUGGACGCGAAGGCGACAUUAACACAUAGAAUUGAUAGUCUUAAUCUGUUAGUAUAUACCUUUUUGCUGACACUAACUGUACUGACAAUUUGGCUGUUCAAGCAUCAUCGUGUAUCCUGGUUACACGAAACUGGUCUUGCUGUUAUUUAUGGACUGAUUGUUGGCGCCGUUAUACGUUAUGCCGGCACCUCAACACCACUUGUGCACUUGGAAGUUGAUCCAGUUGGUGAUACAAAGUUCAAUCAAUCUCUACCACCAGAUACAUUAUGGAUGAAGUUCCCUGGUAAAUUGACGCCAAAUACCACCGAUAAAGAUCCAAUACAAAAUAAAACGUAUGCAUAUGCGUUUCGUGGUAUAGUAUACGAUGUGGAAGAGAAUGAAAUCGAUUUGAAGGCAACUUUUGAUCCGGAAAUCUUUUUCAAUAUAAUACUACCGCCAAUAAUAUUUCAUGCCGGUUAUAGCCUUAAAAAAAAAUACUUUUUUCGUAAUUUGGGCGCAAUUUUGAUGUUCGCCAUAUUGGGCACGACCUUAUCAUCGUUCCUAAUCGGCGCUAUUAUGUACGGCUGUGUGAAACUAAUGCCUGAAUACUUGAGUAGUAGUUUCACAUUCCUGGACACGCUGUAUUUUGGAGCCUUGAUAUCACCAACAGAUCCACUAACAAUAUUAGCUAUAUUUCAUGAUUUACAUGUCGAUGUAAAUUUAUAUGCGCUGGUUUUUGGUGAAUCUGUACUUAAUGAUGCCGUAGCUAUAGUGCUCAGCGGCGCUAUACAAAAUUAUGGCGAGCAUUAUUCCAGCACUGGCGGCUUCGAGACAAAUGCCUUCUUCAAAUCUUUGAGCGAUUUCUUUUGUAUAUUUAUGCUAUCAUUAUUGAUUGGCGCCUCCAUGGGCUGCUUUACGGCAUUGUUGACCAAGUUCACACGCGUACGUGAGUUUCCACUACUCGAGUCGGCGCUCUUUGUACUCAUGUCUUAUAGCACUUUCCUUAUUGCUGAGGCAUCCGAACUGACUGGCGUUGUGGCUGUGUUAUUUUGUGGUAUUUGUCAAGCACAUUAUACGUAUAAUAAUUUAUCGGAGGAUUCGCGCACGCGCACAAAAGAGAUAUUCGAACUAUUGAAUUUCUUAGCAGAAAAUUUCAUCUUUUCAUAUAUUGGCGUCUCUAUGUUCACCUUCCCGAAACAUCAUUUUGAUGCAGUUUUCAUAAUAACCGGCUUUGUAACCGCUGCAAUUGGACGCGCAGUUAAUAUUUACCCACUAUCUUGGUUAUUGAAUUUGAAUCGUAAACCGAAAAUAUCAUCAAACUUUCAACACAUGCUAUUCUUUGCUGGAUUACGCGGUGCCAUGUCCUUCGCAUUGGCCAUACGCAAUACAGCCUCCGAGGCACGUCAAACAAUGUUGACGGCAACCUCGUUAAUUGUGAUUUUUACAGUCGUCAUACAAGGUGGCGCAUCCAAUUUUUUGCUAAAUUGGCUUAAAAUACCUGUUGGUGUUGAUGAAGAGACUGAACAGUUAAAUAAUUACCGUGUACGCAGUGUUUAUAAUUCAAUGGAAAAUACGGCGGCUGCGUCAAUCGAUACCGGACUCAAUUUGGGCCAGCUGCCUAUGUCGCGCCGGCGUAGCUCGUUGGAUGUCGAUGUGGACGUGGAGGGCGCUGGUGGGCUUGCUGAAGCUGGUGCCCCGGGCGCAAUGAAUGUAAAGCGCAAUGAGAAAGCAUUUUUGGCAAGAAUAUGGGGAAAUUUUGAUACCAAAUAUAUGAAACCACUGCUGACGCAUUCACGACCAACUCUGCUUGAAACGCUACCGGUUUGUUGUAAUCCACUGGCACGAUUACUCACCACAACCGAGCAACUGACUCAGGACGGUGGCGGUUUGCGUCGCUCCGAUUCCGAUUCUGAUAUAUGUAUUGAUGAUGAGAAUUUCGGUGCAUCUUCGACGAAUGGCAAUGGUGCCGCUGGUGGUUUGAAUGGCGGUAGUGGUGGUGGUAGCGGUGUUGGACCAGGCUCAGGCGGUAUGGGUACGCGCCGCAACUCGAUCAAUCGUAGUGAGAACGAUCUCCGUACUCAUCAUAUUUAAAACAAAAAAAAAAAACAAAAAAAAACAGAGCGUAAAAAGAUUACACAUAAACAUUUGCUUAACUCAUUAUUUGUGAUUUUAACUAAAAUAUAUGUUUGCUUGAAUUUGGCUUUCUGCACUUAUUUGUUUUGAAGCACCAUAAAAAUGAAAAAAAAAAAAUAUUAGUCGUACGCUCUUUAUAGUUGAAUCUCAAGCGAAGAACAAAAAGUAAUCUACAAUAUUUCCUAAUUUAUUUAUCCACCUAUUACGAUUUAUUUAGCAUUAAGAUGUUAUCAUAUAAUUUACAUAUUUACGCAUACAUAUACACACAUACAUACAUACAUACAUACAAAUAAGAAAGACAAUUUCAAAAAAUAUCGUAAAUAUUAUGAAUUGUGAUUUAUUUUAUAAAUGAUUUGUUAAUACAAACAACUUUAACGUAUAUUUUAUGUGUACUCAUAUUUAGUUUGAUUUAAUUUUAAUUAUUUUAAUUGCUUAAUAUAAUAGUAGAAAUGGUAAUCAAAUUGUAGUUUACUCGUAUCUUAAGAAGGGUUCGCAAAAUUUUCAUGUAAUUUCAUGUAAUAAAUGUUCUACAAUGAUUUUUAAAA